This is a messenger RNA of Phalacrocorax carbo (great cormorant), 1505 nucleotides long. The record is from RefSeq and is a predicted model, not a curated record. Lineage: Eukaryota; Metazoa; Chordata; Aves; Suliformes; Phalacrocoracidae.
GCGGGCGGCGAGGCGGGGGCGGCCGCUCCGGGCGGAGCGCCGCUCGGCCCGACGGGAUGGCCGCGGUGGCGGCGGGGCUGGCGCUGGGCGGGGGGCUCCUUCUGGCCGCCUGGCGCUGGCUGCGGGGCGCCGACCGGGCCGGGGCCGCGGCCGCGGCCGGGGCCUCCAUGCGGGGCAAGACGGUGAUCAUCACGGGGGCCAACAGCGGGCUGGGCCGGGCGGCGGCGGCCGAGCUGCUGCGGAUGCGGGCCCGCGUCAUCAUGGGCUGCCGCGACCGGGCGCGGGCGGAGCGGGCGGCCCGCGAGAUCCGGGCCGAGCUGGGCGAGCGGGCGGGGGCCGGCGGCGAGCUGGUGGUCCGGGAGCUGGACCUGGCCUCGCUCCGCUCCGUCCGCGCCUUCUGCCACCGCGUCCUGCAGGAAGAGCCGAGGCUGGAUGUUCUGAUAAAUAAUGCAGGGAUAUUCCAGUGUCCGUACAUGAAGACAGAGGAUGGUUUUGAGAUGCAAUUCGGUGUAAACCAUUUGGGUCACUUCUUGCUCACCAACCUUCUCCUGGGCCUCCUCAAAAAUUCUGCUCCAAGCAGGAUUGUGGUAGUAUCCUCAAAGCUAUACAAAUACGGAGAGAUCAACUUUGAAGACUUGAACAGUGAAAUAAGUUACAAUAAAAGCUUUUGUUACAGUCGGAGUAAACUGGCUAACAUAUUAUUUGCAAGGGAGCUAGCCCGUCGGUUAGAAGGGACAGGAGUCACCGUCAAUUCACUUCAUCCUGGGAUUGUCAGAACAAAUCUAGGCAGAUACGUGAAUAUUCCUUUGCUGGCAAAACCCCUGUUCAACUUGGUGUCAUGGGCUUUCUUCAAAACACCUCUGGAAGGAGCCCAGACUUCUAUUUAUUUGGCCUCUUCUCCUGAUGUCGAAGGUGUGUCAGGAAAAUAUUUUGGGGACUGCAAAGAGGAGGAACUCCUGCCCAAAGCCAUGGAUGACUUGGUUGCAAGAAAGUUGUGGGACAUCAGUGAAGUGAUGGUUGGCUUACUGAAAUAAGUGCCAGGGGGUAUCUGCAAAACAGAGUGCAGAUAACUAUGCAAUGCAUAUUUGCAACAGUGUAAUUCUCACCUUAAUGCUGUGGGAAUACAGAUUACUUUGCUCAAGAAGUAUUAAACAAGGGAGUGAUUUAUGCUGUAGGACUGUUUUGAAAUAAAGGACAAUAUUUAAUAGACACAGGCAUUCAAAAAAAUCUGAAAUAGAAUUUGAGGGUGUGAACAUAAUUUCUGGUUAAAUCUACUUGGAAACUCAUGUUUCACAAAUGGAAAUUAAACAAAACUGUGUUUUGCAAUAUAUAUGCAUAUUUGUCAUGUUCCACUACUUGUAGUUGGGCUGGACAGUGCAGGGUACUGAUGGUGGAACACUUCUGUAAAAAGGUUUUGAAAAAAUGGGUCCUAAUAAUAACAGGAUUGUUGUCUUUUUUGAGCCAUCACAAUGGUAAAUGGAAUAAACAGUUUUACUGAUACUUUA